Molecule: messenger RNA, 1664 nt
Organism: Neltuma alba
Lineage: Eukaryota; Viridiplantae; Streptophyta; Magnoliopsida; Fabales; Fabaceae
Product: UDP-N-acetylglucosamine--N-acetylmuramyl-(pentapeptide) pyrophosphoryl-undecaprenol N-acetylglucosamine transferase
Exons: 4
Coding region: 1-1299 (432 amino acids)
Biological process (GO): carbohydrate metabolic process
Molecular function (GO): undecaprenyldiphospho-muramoylpentapeptide beta-N-acetylglucosaminyltransferase activity
Source: RefSeq, a predicted model, not a curated record
AUGGCAACCAUCAUUUCCCACCCCUCACCCUUUCCCAAGUUCUCGACUUCAUCACCAUUAUCUUCUCCGCCAUCUACAGUGCUCGCUAUGCAUCACAGAAACCUUGCGACCUUCUGCUGCUUAUCCUUAAAACAACCUCACAACCAAGCUGCAACCGCCCAGAAUGACAAUCUUCGUGUGGUCUUCGCUGCCGGCGGCACCGGCGGCCACAUAUAUCCCGCAGUGGCCAUUGCAGAGGAGCUCAAAAUGACGAAUCCCUCUUGCGAAAUCCUCUUUAUCGGUGCCCCUAAUAGCAUGGAAAGCAUUGCAGUUCCAUCUGCCGGGUACAGUUUCGCAUCUGUUCCUUCCGUCAGAUUUGCUCGCCCUUCGAUUGGCCCCCAAAACGUCUUUCUCCCUUGUUACUUGGUCAAAUCUUUGGUGGAAUGCUCUCGAAAGUUGAGAGACUUUAAACCCCACGUAGUUGUUGGGACUGGCGGGUUUGUUUCUUUUCCAGUAUGCCUUGCUGCCAAGCUUAAAGGCAUAAAGCUUGUUAUCCAAGAACAGAAUUCGGUUCCGGUUAUAGAGAAUUCGAUUCUUUCUUUACUUGCUGACGUGAUAUUUGUUGCCUUUAACUCCACAAUUGAUAGCUUCCCGAGAAACAAAUGUGUGGUAUGUGGAAACCCGGUGAGAUUGUCGUUGAGGAAACAUGGUUCCAAGGCAGCCGCGAGGUCACAUUUUUUUCCAGGUUCUGAGAACAUAGGAGAUUCUAAAGCGAAGGUUUUAUUAGUUCUCGGUGGGUCUUUUGGUGCCCAUGCUAUUAAUAUUGCAAUGCUCAACUUGUGCUCUCAGAUGCUGAGAGGAAACAAUAGCUUGUACGUCAUAUGGCAAACGGGCAUUGAAGCUUAUGAUGAAAUGGACAGCCUAGUUAAAAGUCAUCCACGUUUGUACCUCAAACCGUUCAUGCAUCGUAUGGAUUUGGCAUAUGCAGCUGCGGACCUUGUUGUUUCUAGAGCAGGUGCAUUAACGUGCUAUGAAAUCUUGGCCACGGGAAAACCAUCUAUCCUGAUACCAUCCCCAAAUGUUUCUGAGGGGCAUCAGUUCAAAAAUGCUUCCUUGAUGGCAGAACUAGCUGGGGCAUCAUUUAUAACAGAGGAUGAACUCGAUUCAAGUACACUCGCAAUUGCGAUUGAACAGAUUUUAAGUGAUGAGAGGAGGAUGAAAGGAAUGUCUGAAAGGGCUCUGAAGGCUGCAAAUCCUAAUGCCUCCACUGAGAUCGCGAAGCACAUUCUCUCUCUUGUAAAUCUUCCGACAGAAGAAUAAGACACGGCACCAAAUUUGACUUUGGGCGUGAUUUCCUGCCAAGCGAUGAACGCAAGUCCCCAGUUUGUGCACGUGGGACAAGAUAAUCACUGAAACUACCCGCAUAACGACAGCCCUGGUGCUGAUCUAGAACUAGACGGCUUAAAUUGUUUGGAGUGCUAUGAGGCUGAAAAAGAAAGCCGUGCUGGCCUUUUAUGGAGAAGACGGUGACACCCAGUUUGAAUUACAGAGCUAGAAGGUUUACGCAGGCAGCAUCUUUCUUUAGACAGGGAUAGUAGUUUGAGGUUAUGGUUUUCUGUUUACAGUAUUCAGGUUUAUUAAUUUUGUUUAGGCAUGAAUAUGGCAUGACUCUUGCAUGUUUUUGG